CAGCUCUGCUUGAGCCACUUCGCUAAACUUCAACUGAUGUUUUCCGCUUUGUGGAAACUGCGCCUUUUCUGCUUCUUAUUCUCGGAGCUGAUUUAACAAUGUGCAAAAAACACGAGCUACAAGUGAGAGAAAGUGUCAGAAGCAGCAGAAACACGGCGCUGUGACCGAAGAGAAGAGGACGAGGAGGAGAAAGAAGAAGGAGAAGGAGAAGAUGUAUCUAUGGCGCUUCUCCAUCGCCCUGAGCCUCGGCUUGGUGUGGUAUUUGUCAGACUGCGGCCGAACUGUCACACAGUAUGUUUUGUGUUUCGUCUUUUGUUUGGUAAUCCCCUGUUUAUUGGGCAACAGUAUGCUCGAGAGCAGCACACAGACUGACGAGGAAACCAAAGACAACCCCCACCAGGAAAUUGCGGAGGAAGACUUGACUGAUGGAGAGAGCAGAGAGCAGGCCGAACCACUGGAGUCUCAGUAUCCACAUGUGAAGAGGUCUCUGAGGCAAGUGUUUGAGUGCGUCUAUGCUCAGCUCGUCCUGCCAUGGUACAGCGCUCCGGAGCUACUCGAGCACCAGCCACUGCACCAGGCGCUCGGCAGCGAAUUUGACUCCAUUAUCGAGCGCCUCGUCGAGCAAGCCAAAGACUUUGAUAUUUGCCAGGCGGUCGUGGGAUCCAUUCAUAUUCUGACCCAGCACUUGCACGACGCGAAGCAGUCCAGCAGGUACUUGGUCUUGUUCGAAGACGCAGCGGAAGAGGUCGCCGUUCUGCGGGAGUUUUCUGACGCCCUCGUGCGUAACCUGUUCCCCAAAUCUCUCUGGAGCCACAGCAUCAACCGCUGUGCUCUAAAUGAGAUUGUUGCUUUAAAGGGGUUUGGCCUGUUGGUGGAAUGGCUGUCUGACCCCGACAACCUGAACCAGCUGAUCCUGGGUCAGCUCGACAACACCACGCCCAAAGGUUCUGUGGACGAUCUGUGCGGUUCAGACCCCGAACAAUCCUCCCUGACCUCGGAGGAGAGCAAAGAGGACGGCGAGGUCGGGGACGAGAACUCGGAGAAAGCGGAGGUUUCAGCUGGCAGUAGCAUCAAGGCCAAAAGGAAAGCCAACAAAUUAAAGCAAGGAUGGUCAAAGUUUGUCGACAAGAUCAAGUCCAAGAAGGCCAAAAAGAAGAAGAUGAAAAGGAUGGAGCAGGAGAUGAUGAUGAGGAUGAUGGCGAUCCAGGAUAAUGGGUGUAGUGAUGACGACGUCAGCAGCAGAGAGGGCUCCAUUCGCAGUCAGCAGGACUCCGACAGGGAGGACAGCGAUCUGGAGAACUAUUUAACAACAGUCCAGGAGGACAUGAUGGAGUUCAAACUGUCCUACGAGAUGUGGCGCGUCGGCCGCUGGGCUGUCAGUGUCCCGCAUGCCGACUGGGAGGAUGACGAGCUAACCUUCACCGUUCACCUGGAGGAGAAAAACAGCCCCGAAAACCUGCAGUGGGACAUCAGGAAGACCUACGUGGACGUGAUUUAUUUUCGCAACAUAUGGCAGGACUCAACCACUCUGCCCACAAUCCUGCCACUGGAGGAGCCGGAGGUCGACGAGGAGCUCAAAGAAAAAGCUCGACUGUCAGUGGAGCACUUUCUGCAGGAAUUAGUCUCUGAUAAUCUGAUCGGCCACACACAACCAGUUUUCCAAUUCCUGUGUCCGCUUGACAAACUGCUGAAUGAAGAGGAACAUUAUGAAGGAGUGUGGGGCCUUCUCAGUGGCUUGGCCUACUUCCUGACUCCAGGUCAAGAGGAAGAAGAGUCUCUCUGCUCUAAUCAACAUGUAUUUCUCUCCUCGUUGGUGUCAGUUGCCUCGAGCUCUCAGACUGAAGUCCCACGAGAAAUCCCAGUGCCACUGCCGAACCCUGGCGCCUUCACUGAGAGUGGUGCCGCUGCUCCCGCUGCUAUUGUGCCGACUAUUGUUAUCUCCAGUUGUGAGGAUUCUUCUUCUCAACCACCAGAAGCAGAAACGCAAACAGAGUAUGCUGUGAACUCUAACCCUUCGAGUAAUGGAAACUGCUCUGAAGACAAAAUGGAGGACUCGGACAACAAUCCCCUCACCUCUCACUUUAAGAUGAUUAUUAAAGGACUGAGCAGGUCCAAGUCGCAAGAGUCUUUGACCUCGAUAAAAUCCACCACCGAUGAAGAGCUGCCUCGUCCGGACUCCUCGCCGCGCUGCAGCCUCAGAAGAAGCUCACAGGGGGAGAGCGCAGAAGGCCUGUCGUGGCUGCAUUUCGGGGUGAGGUCAAAUAAGAAGGAGAAAGUGUGCGUAAAGAUGUCAAAUGGACCAAUCAAGGCUAAAGGGAAGGAUCAGGCCACUUCGCCAAGAGCGGAGCAUGUCCAGGGUCAGAAGAGUCAAGUGGACUGGGAGCAGCUGGAGGCGACCAAAGCCAUAUUUGAUCUGCUGAAGGAAAUAUCUGGCAACUCCAUCCUCAUAAACAUAUUUGAUGCUAUUCUCAAACCUGUUAUGCCCAUCUUGAAAAAGAAAGUGAACGCUUUCUUGAAUAAGAUGAACCCCACAGAAGUGCAGAUGGCCGGGUACAUCGACACUGCGCGAGACAAACAGUGGCCAGAGUUUCAACCAGCAGCUCCUCUUCCUCCUCCUCCUCUUCCACCUGCUCCUCCUCGCACAGAAGAGGACAAAACCAAAACCAGGGAACGAGCACAUGAGCUCAUCAAUGCCAGAUGUUCAAACUAUCUCAUUCUAAAGAAGACCGACGUGGAGUCUGUAUUUAAUCUCUUCCAGGACGUUGAAGAAAAUAAAAAACUGGUAUAUAUGCUUCUCACCUUCUUACUGAGGGAAUUUUUCCCCAAAGAGCGUUCCCUGAAGGUUGCUGCUGCUUUAGUAAAUGUGACCAAUCCGACCAACUGAUCUGUGAAACUUUGAAGGAAUUUUAUUGUUGAUAUUUUAAAACCAGCAUCUUAUUUAUUAUAUAUGUUUUAAAUUUAAUCGACUUGAAGUAUUUGAGAGGACCUCUGUGUUUUGUUUUGUUUUUUUUGUAAAAAAAAGGUCUACCUGAAACAUAUCAAACAUACUGUGAAUUUUUCCUGUUUCUUUUGUUUAAAGUUUUGAACACAUUCACUCGUCCAUGUGAUGAAUCCUGACUUACAAUGUUGACCAGUUACAGAGUUAAACUCAGGGGAGGAGAGAUGAUAUUUCAUAUGUAGUUUGAAUUUCACCGCUCACAUGUUAGUGUCAAAUAUGUUUGUAUGUCACUUUGAGCACUGUUGCGUGGUGAGACUGUUUGAUGCUUUUUGAUCUCAAGUCAAAACCAUCCGUUUUAUGAAAAUAAAAAUAGUAUAUGGCGAACGCAAUCUGUCAAAACAUGGACCAAGAACCACUGUCAAAUGAAUCUUGAAACAAAGUUCAUGUAUUCUGAAUAAAAUAUUUUAAAUAAA
This is a messenger RNA of Solea senegalensis (Senegalese sole), 3411 nucleotides long. RefSeq lists its product as uncharacterized. Gene Ontology annotation, cellular component: early endosome membrane; intracellular membrane-bounded organelle. The transcript is spliced from 17 exons. Bases 212 to 2884 code for a protein of 890 amino acids. NCBI's taxonomy places the organism in Eukaryota, Metazoa, Chordata, Actinopteri, Pleuronectiformes, Soleidae. Gene Ontology annotation, molecular function: phosphatidylinositol binding. The record is from RefSeq and is a predicted model, not a curated record.